This is a messenger RNA of Meleagris gallopavo (turkey), 3536 nucleotides long. Lineage: Eukaryota; Metazoa; Chordata; Aves; Galliformes; Phasianidae. The record is from RefSeq and is a predicted model, not a curated record.
UACUUAUGUGUAAUACACUGACUUUUCCAUUGCUUAAUUUUAAAUCAAAACAUUUGCACGGGGCACUCAGUAGCAUCUGCAUCAAUUCUGACUGAUGAAGAUAUGCGCAGGGCCAGGAAUGAAAUAUUUCUCUCUGAAUUCAGUCUGUCCUCUGUUAUGUCAUUGUUUGCUAUUUGCAGAUGUAGUUACUUCAUCCUACUUAGCAGUUAAGAUCUGUUUGUAAUGAAUUCACAUGGCAAGUAGAGUGAAUCGAGUCCACUUUUGUGUUAAUUUACACAAAAGAAACAGAAGUGAAUAGAAACAAAAGUGUAUCUUGCUUGCACCAUGAGAGAUGAAUGCUCUAAGAACUAAGAGAGCUGCUCCAAAAGUAAUGUCUCCUAUUUUAUUACAUUGGCCCACUGUCAGAGGCAGAUGUUAGUGGUGUGGCUGAAGAGGUAUAAUCUUCCCACCAGUGUUCUGUUACAUGUUGUUGCCAUGUGACAGAUGGCAACAGAGGGGCAGUCUGUUAGAACAGCAUCUGACAUGGAUAUGCAUAUGAAAGAAAAGCUGGAGAGGAAGUGACUGUCUAUCGACUGGAAGAGAGUUCACCUAUGAACCUUAGUAAAAGCAUGUCUUCUUGGUCCCAGCAUGGUAUGGCUGCAAUGAUCCAAGUCUUGUCACAAGAGGAGAUGGAUGGGGGUCUGCGGAGGGCCAUGAAGGUCAUUUGUACUUGGUCUGAGAAUGAUGUGUUAAAGUUGGGACAAGUAUUUAUUGUGAAGUCUUUUUUGCCAGAGGUGGUUCAGACUUGGCAAAAGAUCUUUCAUGAUGGUACAGUGUUACAUCUCUGCCUGAGGGAGAUCCAACAGCAAAGGGCUGCCCAAAAGUUAAUCUAUACCUUCAAUCAAGUGAAGCCUCAUACUAUUCCUUAUACUCCAAGGUUCCUGGAAGUUUUUCUCAUUUACUGCCAUUCUGCAAACCAGUGGCUGACCAUUGAGAAGUACAUGACGGGUGAAUUUCGGAAAUACAAUAACAACAACGGAGAUGAGAUCACACCUAGCAGCUUGCUUGAAGAACUGUUGCUGGCCUUCUCUCACUGGACCUAUGUGUAUACUCGUGGGGAGCUCCUUGUCCUGGAUUUGCAAGGUGUUGGAGAAAACCUUACAGAUCCAUCUGUGAUUAAACCUGAAGACAAAAAGUCUGGAAAGACGGUAUUUGGACCAGCAAAUCUAGGGGAAGACGCAAUAAGAAAUUUCAUCGCAAAGCAUCAUUGUAACUCUUGCUGCAAAAAGCUGAAACUUCCUGAUUUGAGAAGAAAUGUCUGCACAACGGAAAGACUCUGUCCAGCCUACAAAAAAGAAAUAGAGACAAGUGCCAGAGGAAUUGAUGACGAAAAAGAGACUGUGGAGUAUGACACACGGCUGUGAAGCAAUGACUGCAAGCAGAGUGCACAAUUGGAAGCUUGAAAACCUGUUCCUUGUCAUUGCCAUGGGUCAGGCCAAAAGAACAAAACAUAGAUAUCUGAAUGUUGUGUCAGUUCUGCUCACUUGAUAAAUGCAGUAGGCAAGAAACAACAAAAAAAUCUUUUUAUUUACUCCCUUUCCAUGGCCUUCUGGUGGUCCAUUUUUCUACUCGUUAAAUUGCCAGGAGCAGGUCAGGUCACUCAGUAGCUGGAUGAACUGUUGCAUUUGUGCCUUUUUCUGGAAAUGUGGUUAAUAGUUCCAAAUGUGCUUGCUUAGGAUAAUAACUGUGAAAAAAUAUUUACAGGGAGAAGUGAUUUGAUAUGAUUUCUCUCUCUGCUCUUCAAUAAAUAAGUGUAUACGCAUGUAAAUCACUCAUUUUCAGAUGUGGAGGCCACUCAAAAACAUCCUCACUUUUGCCCUGCGUAUAGGAGACUUUCCAAGGCAUUGCUGAAAUAUUGUUUUGUCUUGUUUGCUGACUUUGAUCCAGAGACAGACCUAGAAGACACAAGUAACACAUUAGUGGUUAAACAGUAGUUGCUGAUAUAACAAGUGUAAUGCAGAAUUUUAUGGGAGCUUCAAUCCUUUUCACAUACCAAAAUUAAAACAAACAACGAAGAGUUAAUUUAUUGGCCCCAAAAGUAUCAUUUAUCUUUCCAAUCUGUGUUGAUAAAUUCAAUAGAUUCAUGAUCUUUAGUACAAACAUAAAGAAUAACCUUGAUUGUGGUUUAAAUUUUAACAGGAUCUACUUUCCUUUAUGUUACCUUCAGAGUGUUGUUAAGUCAUUAGGUGGUUAAUUGCAAAACAUUUUAAAAGUCAUAGAAAGUAAUGUGUUCCAUUUGGUAUUUAGCUUUUUAUUGUCAUUGCCAGGCUGUACAAAGGAUUAUUUUCUAUCGAUGUGGUACCAGUAUGCUUUUACAACAUAUUGAUAUGUGUUUCUGUUGAUUCAGUAGAAGUUCAUAAAAAUGAAAAUCAGUUCUGUGCAAUAUGUUUUUUGUAGAAUAAGAAUUAAAAUGGAUGCUCAGCAUAAAUAUCUAAUACAAUGUAUGUUGUAUUAAAGAUCACUUCUAUCAUUUAAACAUCUUCGUAAUUUUGUAUUAAGAGUAGAAAUACUUAAAGUAGACAUGCAAAUCAACAGAAAACUUAAUACUUGAAUAAGAAACAAAAUCAUAUUUCUGCUACAAUGUAAAUUUUAAUGUUUAAAGGAUCUACUUGUUAUACUUACCAUUAAUUUUGUAUAUUUAGAAAGUUUUUAUGUACACAUAGGAAUUAGAAACAUGGAAUCACAGAAUGGUUUGAGUUGGAGGAGAUUUUAAAGAUCAUCGAGCUCCCUGCCAUGGGCAGGCUUGCCAGCUAUUAGAAGAGGUUGUCCAGGACACCUCCUAAUAGAUUAGGUUGCUCAAAGCCUCAUCCAUCCUGGCCUUGAACACUUGCAGGGAUAGGGUGUCCACAAUUUCUCUGUUCCAACAUCUCACCACCCUUUGAGUAAAGAAUUUCUUCCUAAUAUCUAAUCUAAAUCUAGUCUCUUUCAGUUCAAAGCCAUAUACCUUAAUUGCUAAACUCCCUCGUGAAGAGUGAUGCCCUGUCUUUCUUGCAGACCCUCUUUGAGUACUGAGAAGUUGUUGUAGAGUCUCCCCAGACGCUCUAGGCUAAAUAAUCCCAAUAUUCUCAGCCUUUCUAACACUGUAGAGGUGCUCCAACCCUUUUAUCACUCUUGAGGCUCUCCUCUGGACCCGUUUUAAUAAGUUCACAUCUUUCUUAUGCUGAGGAUUCCAGAGCUGAAUGUGGCACACCAGGUGGUGUCUUACAAGAGUGGAGUAGAAAGGAAGAAUUUCAAUUCCUUCAACCUGUUGCUCAUACUGCUUUUGAUGCAAACCAGGAUAUGGGUGGCCUUCUGCAGAAGUUAUAUGUUCCCAGUUAUAUGUUCCCAGUUUCUGUAUUGAUUAUGAUAUUGAUUAUGACAUUGUCAUAACCACCAACAGUACAUUCAGCUAAGACAGCUGUCUUCAGUUCUUGAGACCACCCUAAAGUGAUUCUUCUUGCUUUUUAUCUUUUUGUACAAAAAUCCCAUCACCUUUCUUCCUAUUACAUUUUACUAUC